Messenger RNA from Micropterus dolomieu (smallmouth bass), 3117 nucleotides. It is a transcript of the gene tspan33a, whose product is annotated as tetraspanin 33a. The transcript is spliced from 8 exons. Lineage: Eukaryota; Metazoa; Chordata; Actinopteri; Centrarchiformes; Centrarchidae. Gene Ontology annotation, cellular component: membrane. The coding region runs from base 135 to 986 and encodes 283 amino acids. The record is from RefSeq and is a predicted model, not a curated record.
GAACAUCAGCAGCUCCUUGUCGUCAUUAUGCUGCCGAGUCUUUGGUUUUGCUCACGGAAACUCCAUUAGCCACACCACUAGUAGCUCAGUUGCGCGCAAACUUGGAUAAAACGCGUGGAUAAAUACUUGGGAGGAUGGGAGGAAGACCCAGAGGCGCACCUGGAACUGUCGAGGAUUACACCUUUGUCAGUCCAGCUGUGAAGUAUCUACUGUUCAUAUUUAAUUUAAUAUUUUGGAUAAUCUCCUUGGUGAUGGUGUCAAUCGGCGUGUACGCCCGCAUGAUGAAACAUGCAGAGGCAGCUCUGGCAUUUCUGUCAGUGGAUCCCGCCAUGAUGCUGAUGGUCAUCGGGGUAUUCAUGUUCAUCCUCACCUUCUGUGGCUGUGUGGGCUCCCUGCGAGAAAACAUCUGCCUUCUGCAGACAUUCUGUAUCUCUCUGACAGUGAUCUUCCUGCUCCAGCUGGCUGCUGGUAUCCUGGGUUUCAUCUUCUCUGAUAAGGCACGAAAUAAAGUGACUGAGGUGAUCGAUAAUGCCAUCGUCCACUACAGAGAUGACAUUGAUCUGCAAAACCUCAUUGACUAUGGUCAGAGAGAGUUUGGCUGCUGUGGUGGUGUUACGUACACUGACUGGACCCAGAACAUGUACUUCAACUGCAAAACGGAGAACCCCAGCAGAGAACGCUGUUCAGUCCCCUUCUCCUGUUGCAUCAUAUCCAAAGACAAGGAGGUUAUCAACACCAUGUGUGGACAGGGCAUGCAGGAAUUAGAGUUCCUUGAAGCUGGAAACCACAUCCACACCAAUGGCUGCAUAGACAAACUGGUGAACUUGAUCCACAGUAACCUGUUCAUACUAGGAGGCAUUGCCCUAGGGCUGGCCAUACCACAGCUGGUCGGCAUCCUCCUGUCUCAGAUUUUGAUCAACCAGAUCAAAGACCAGAUCGAGCUCCAGAACUACAACCUCAGGCACCGCUCCGACCCGUGGAGCUGACCGGGGCCGGCCCCCAGAAACAUGGUGACACCAACGGGUGGGGGGAGGGAACCACAAAUACUAGUUCUCUGUCGGUCAUCUUUGCCGGGAUUAAGCAUUCAGUAAUUUCUCGCUGACUUAAAAACACAAGACUCUUUUAAGCAAGAACCUGGACAAACCAUUUAUGUGCUUUCAAAUACUUGGCAUGGAGGUGGAAGUCAGUACGGACAAAGGGAACAGAUGGAGAAAUAGUACUCUGUCACCACCUACUGGACAUAGACCAUGCUUGAAUUUACCAAACUUUAUACAGUAGUUAGUAAUACCCAAGCAGAAGCAAGGGGAUCAUUGGCCUUUACUUAAGAACUGAUAUCAGUAUAAUGUACAAUUUUUUAACAUACCCUUUUUGUCAAAGUUGCCAAAUUUACAUUAAUUCAUUUAGCUGACGCUUUUAUCCAAAGCGAUUUACAAUUGCUAUGUCAGAGGUCGCACACCUCUGGAGCAACUAGGGGUUAAGUGUCUUGCUCAGGGACACGUUGGUGUCUCACAGUGGAUUCGAACCCAGGUCUCUCACACCAAAGGCAUGUGUCUUAUCCACUGCAUCAACACCCACAAUUGGAGUGGGAGUUUUGUUUCAACUGGAUUCCUGAUGCUACAAACAUUAAUUUAAUCUCGUGAGAUGGGAUUAGUUGCAGGAAGACGACAGUGAGUCCGAGUUGGAGAGAGGAGUUUGUUGUGUUGGGUUAACGUUAGGAAAUCAAGUCUUCCUAGCAGUUCCUCUUCGUACACAAGAAACUCCUCUCCCUCGUUUCCAUCGGCAUAUCCUGCAACAACUUGCCUCUCACAAGGCUUCAGAGCGAGAAUCGUCCUUUCAGUUUCUUGUUAAAAAACAAAGGGUUUUUCCAUGAUGUUGUCAGACACCUGGUAUAACAGUCUGAAACCUUUUGUACCUAUUAGUCUUUUCGACCCCAAAAUAUGUGAAAAUAGGGCCCAGGUUUAAAAAUACUGAAAUUAUCCUUUACCUACCCUUUUGUAGACUUUGAAAGUCUAGCAGUAAAGCUGCUAGUGUCUGUGAGAUGCAUGUGACAUUUGCUUGAGGUCAUUUUUUAUUAAUAAAGGUAAAGGUAUAUUCUCUGCAUUGGGCAGCCACUGUACAGUGCCCAGGGACCAACUCCAGAUCUAUGCUAGUGGCACUGUUCAAUAAUUUAUUAGCAAUCUGCACCCUAAAAUAUGUUUACUUUUGAUUUGUAGUUGAAAUACCUGUAUCAAAAAGAAAGUUCAGCCUAUUAGUGUUGUAGUCAAGACCGCCCAAACCGAGACCAAGUCAAGACCAAGACCAGAGUUUAUCAAGACCAAGACUUUUAGGGAUUGAGCCCAAGUUGAGACCAAGACCGGUUCCCCACACAAAUCUGAGGUGGAACAACUUGUGUUUUCAACAAAAAUGCAUGAGUUAAAUUAAGUAAAAUCUUUUUUCAGUCCCUUUUCCUCUACAAAAUAGAUAUCUUAAUGGAAAAAUUAAGUGUUAAUUCAUUUGUGAUUCAGAUUAAUUAAAUCAAACAUUUAUUAAACUGUUGGAGUGCGUGUAAGUGGGGCGAGCAGGGGUGACAGCCGUUAACAGUAACAACACAUUGUUAAUAAGUGUUAUUUGUUGCAUUUGAAGCAAUAAGUUUUACAUCCAAUCAAAGUUAGGAUGUUAAGAAAUAAAUCAGACAAUGCAAAAGCAAUUUAUUGAUAUUCCAAAAGUUAUGGUCUUGACUGGUCUUGAAAUAAAAUCCUGAGUCCUCUAUGUUCGAGACUGAGACAAGACUGAGUACAAAUGUGGUCAAGUCCGAGACGAGGCUGAGACCGUCAAAGUGGUCUUAAGACCGGUUUCAAAUACUACAACACUACAGCCUAUACUUGCAAGGCAAUGGUGCUUUUGUAUACUUGCACAAGGCUAUGUGUAAGUAUUAAGUAUAAUACGUAAUAAGUAUUUACCUCUAGGCCUCAGAAAUGCUUUGUACCCCUGUUACAAUUUUUUCAACGUUUUUACAACAUGGUUUUAAGGUAUUUCGUUUGACAUUGUGCUAUAAAGGUAAUGUCCAAUGGUCUGUCCCUCUAUAAUAAAAUGGCCAUGUUGGGCUUCUUGGUUGUCCUGAUGAGACCUCACACUGCA